This is a messenger RNA of Cyprinodon variegatus (sheepshead minnow), 1431 nucleotides long. RefSeq names its product thiamine transporter 2-like (gene slc19a3b). Gene Ontology annotation, molecular function: vitamin transmembrane transporter activity. The record is from RefSeq and is a predicted model, not a curated record. The coding region runs from base 1 to 1431 and encodes 476 amino acids. The transcript is spliced from 8 exons. Gene Ontology annotation, cellular component: plasma membrane. Gene Ontology annotation, biological process: transmembrane transport; vitamin transport. NCBI's taxonomy places the organism in Eukaryota, Metazoa, Chordata, Actinopteri, Cyprinodontiformes, Cyprinodontidae.
AUGAGCUGUUGGGCAAAGUUGAAGUCUUCUGGAUGGGCUUAUCCCACCACAGUACUGUCCAUCUACGGCUUUCUUGCUAAUUGUCGAGUAGCAGAGCCCUUCCUGACACCUUACCUCAUUGGACCAAACAAGAACAUAUCUGAGGAGGUGGUGACCAAUUACCUGUUUCCUAUCUGGACGUACUCCUACCUGGCAUUUCUUUUCCCUGUGUUUCUCUUGACAGACUUUCUGAAAUACAAGCCUGUUAUUAUAGUACAAGGACUUUUUCUCGUCAGCAACUACCUCUUGCUAUCUUUUGCCCCUGGGCUGCCAGCAAUGACCUUCCUUCAGGUCAACUUUGGAGUGGUGACUUCCACAGAAGUGGCCUACUUCUCUUAUAUUUACAGCGUCAUUCCUCUAAAGCAUUAUCAAAGGGCUACAAGUUACCUGCGCAGUGCCAUGCUCACAGGAUAUACAUUCGGUGCCAGUCUUGGCCAAAUGCUUGUCUCCCUUGGAGGAGUGGAUUACUUCUACUUGAACGCUUUAACUCUGGGCAUUGUUUGCAUAGCUUUUCUUGUCUCUUUCUUUUUGCCAAUGCCCAAAAAGAGCAUGUUCUUCAAAGGGGAAAAGGCUGUGGACUCCCAUUCGCAAAAUGAAGGGUCACUCAACACACGAAGAGAUUCACACAAGGAGGGAGAAUCCUUGGAUGAAGAGAAGAUGGAGGUUACUGGCUGGUGCAGCAGAGAAAAUGUAACCACAGCAUGUCGAUUACUUUGGAAAAGCUUCAAAGAAUCCUACUCUUCUAGGCAUUUAGUGUACUGGUCCCUGUGGUGGGCUUUGGCCACAGCUGGCUACAUGCAGAUCUUUAACUACAUCCAGCUCAAGUGGGACCAUAUAGAACCGUCUGCCACAUCGUCUAUCUACAAUGGAGCAGUAGAAGCUGUAUCUUCUGUUGUUGGUGCUGCUGCAGCUUUCUCUGUGAGCUUCAUCAGGGUGAACUGGGCCAUGUGGGGAGAGCUGGCACUGGGGCUGUUCUCGGCCGUGUGCUCAGGUGCUGUGUAUCUGAUGGCGUUCACCAGCAGUAUCUGGGCAUGCUAUGCUGGAUAUGUCAUAUUCAAAUCCUGCUACAUGUUUCUCAUUACCAUCACAAUAUUUCAGAUAGCAUCAAACCUUUCCAUGGAGUGUUAUGCUUUGACGUUUGGGAUCAACACAUUCAUAGCUCUCGCUCUGCAGACUAUUAUCACUGUGAUUGUUGUUGAUGAAGCCGCAUUGGGACUGGACAUUGUCACACAGUUUAUAAUAUAUGGCAGCUACUAUGGUGUCAUCUCUGUUGUUUUCCUGAUCCGUGGGACCUACACAGCCUGGGUACAUCACCGCUCUCUGGAUAGAACAGAACCAAGGGAAAAACAGCAGGAUGUAGAGGUGAUCUCUACUGACCAUCAACAGCAAUAA